Molecule: messenger RNA, 11350 nt
Organism: Hemicordylus capensis (graceful crag lizard)
Lineage: Eukaryota; Metazoa; Chordata; Lepidosauria; Squamata; Cordylidae
Gene: ADPRHL1
Product: ADP-ribosylhydrolase like 1
Exons: 8
Coding region: 670-5772 (1700 amino acids)
Biological process (GO): protein de-ADP-ribosylation
Molecular function (GO): magnesium ion binding; ADP-ribosylarginine-[protein] hydrolase activity
Source: RefSeq, a predicted model, not a curated record
GCAGAACAUUUAUGAGUCUUUUGCAGGGCAGACAAAAACCCCAAGCUCUAACUCAAAUAGGGUAGGAAUCAGAGAGGCAGAGGCUUACCAGUGAGUUCUUUUAAAUGCUGAGUUCCUCUACAACUUGCUGUUCUUCUGUCUGCAGUGUUCCCUAAAGAAAUAGCUAUUCUCUUAAGGUAUGUUUUUCUCCAUUUCCUUUAAAGAGUGAAUGAGUUUACAGCAGUACAAAAAUUGGAGAAAAACAUGGUCAUUUGCACAGCCUUAAAAAUAAACCUGAUUAGAGCAUGUGUUUUUCUAGGUGUAGAGUUACUUAAACUGGAUAGCCAAAAUAUUUCUUGGCUUGUUUUGUCCUGGAUUGUAGGAGGGCUUUUGAUUUUUGCUACUUGCAUGUACUAGUGUGGUGCACACUUUGUGCACUUGCAACUUAAAAAUAAGUUAGAAAAUACUUGGACUAAGAAUUUUUAUCCCUCCACUGAACGUCGGACAAGUGGUGGCAUCUGCAGAGCCAGAAAAGGAAAGGCUUGCCUUAUACAGAGAGCACUGUGCAGUGACACAAUGGCUUCAGUAUAAAGUGUUGCUUGUCCUGAACUAGACAGCAAAGGAACAAAGAAUAACUGAGGGACUGUUUUUGAGACCAAAGAUAAUUGAAAAGGCAUCAAUCAUCUUGCAAUGGAGAAAUUCAAGGCUGCUAUGUUGCUGGCAGGGGUUGGGGAUGCUCUGGGCUAUCGAAACUUCACCCGGGAAAACAAUGCUUUAGGUGCAAAGAUCCAAGGCGAACUAAAGGAAAUUGGAGGACUUGAGAACCUGGUGCUGUCCUCUGACAAAUGGCCAGUGAGUGACAAUACCCUUAUGCACAUGGCUACAGCUGAAGCUCUCGUUACAGAUUACUGGUGUUUAGAAGACCUCUAUCGGGAACUUGUAAAACGUUAUGUUGAUGCUAUUGACAAACUUCCUGAGAAGCGGUCAGACCCUGCUACUACUGAAGGUCUUUCACAACUGAAGCCAGACAACUAUCUCUUAGCUUGGCACACACCAUUUAAUGAGAAAGGUUCAGGAUUCGGAGCAGCUACAAAAGCCAUGUGCUUAGGGAUGAAAUAUUGGAAGCCUGAGAGGCUGGAAACUCUCAUUGAAGUCAGCAUUGAAGUUGGACGAAUGACUCACAAUCAUCCUACAGGGUUUUUGGGAUCGCUGUGCACAGCCUUGUUUGUGUCAUAUGCAAUACAAGGAAAACCGCUGGUACAAUGGGGAAGAGAAAUGAUGAAGGUUGUCCCAAUGGCAGAAGAAUACUGCAAAAAGACCAUUCGGCACAUGGCAGAAUAUCAGGAGCACUGGUUUUACUUUGAAGCAAAAUGGCAGUUUUAUUUGGAGGAGAGAGAAAUUAAUGAAGAAAAUCAGAAUAAAGCUCAAUUUCCUGACAAUUUUGAUGCAGAGGAAAGAGAAAAGACUUAUAGGAGAUGGAGCUCUGAAGGUCGUGGUGGAAGGAGAGGUCAUGAUGCUCCCAUGAUUGCAUAUGAUGCUCUCUUAGGAUGUGGUGGUGACUGGACAGAGCUCUGCAACCGAGCAAUGUUCCAUGGUGGUGAGAGUGCAGCCACUGGAACGAUUGCUGGUUGCUUGUAUGGAUUGCUUUAUGGCUUCAACAAGGUUCCUAAAGGCUUGUAUCAGGAUUUUGAACAAAGGGAGAGGCUAGAAUACCUGGGAGACAAUAUUUUCCGACUAUCUUCAGAGGAAAACAGAAACAAAGGUACAAAGUUGUGCAGUGAUAAGGUGCUGAUUGAUCCCAAAACACUGAAGAAGAAGCUCAGUAAGAUGUCAACAGAACAGGGUGCCUUUGCUGUCCUCAGCAGCCUUCUGCUUUACCUGACAGACCUCAUAUCCAGCCAGCCACUUUCUCAGAAUAAGAAGGCAAAGUGGCUAGAAGGCAUAGCAAAUAAGGUGAACCGAAGGCAUGAACACCAAAGUGUGAACAGCAUUCGCCCCACAAAAUUCCAGCUUCUGCAGUCGAGGUUCAUGAACAACAACCGUGAGCAUUACAGAAAGAAGACAAGAGAGGUUGGCAAGCUAAUAGUUAAAGAUAAGCAGCCUGCCAACCGAAACAGCCUCAACCGCAUUGUAAGCAAGCUAGAGAGAGGCUCUUUAACAGAAGAAACCCCCAAAAUAACAUCCCAGGAUAAGGUCAAAUGGGUUGGCUCUUGUGGGAAAAAUACCGUGAAGAACAUUCUGAAGAAAUUUUUAGCUGCUGAGGAAAAAGAAAUCAAGGAGAAUCAGCCAAUUCCCCAAAAGAAGGCAACAAACAAUAGCCUGCCCAAAAUCAUCAACAAGAAAUCUGUCUUGUCCAAACUGAAAGAGAAGUUUGAACAAACCAAUAAUAUUUGUUCAACUAUUGAGGUGAAAGCUUUGCUGCCGUGCAAAGGGGAGAAAAGGAACAAAAAGGUCCCAGAGAAAAAAGCCACUCGCAAAGCAGUCAUCAGAGAACUGCAGGCAGACCUGAGAACAGUCACACAUUUCAAUAGCCUUCGGCCUCAACAGCUGGUAAUUACAACUGUCCCCGUACCUCAGUUCUGUGUUGCUACUGACAUUAGUCAUCCUUGGAGUUGGGCAACAAAUGCCAAGUGCACCAGCCAGAUUUCUGAUCAUAACCCUGAAGUGGAAGGAACAAAGGACUCCCAGAACAAAUGUGACGUUUGUCCUGAUGAAAACAGAAAACCAGUGAGCACAGCAGAUGGAGGACAGCGGAGAGGACAAUUACAAAAUGAGCAUCAUGAAAUGCCCCAAGUUGUGACUAACAAAAAGGAUAUUGUUGACACAAAUAUGAGUUCUGUAAACCCAGAUACUAAUCUGGACAGCUUUUCACCUUCACAUGAAACUGAAUGCCUUGUAGGCUGCAUUACUACUUUAUCUAACAAUAAUUUAGUCCAGAAAGAGAAUGUUAUACCUCCUCUGGACAAUGAAUUUUCCAGCUCUGGGAACAAAAAUACAUCGCAAACUAUUAGCAAAGAAAACCUAUCUACUGCCUGCCCAUCUUCUAGUCCAAUUGAAAGACCUAGUGCACACAGUCACCAGGAAACUAAGCGGGGUGAGAUUCCUGGCAUACCAGAGGACAUGUGCAGUCCAAAGGAGACAGAAAUAGAAUUAACAGAGACGAUAAGAGAUCCCCCCUUUGCUAGCCAAAAAUGUUUCCCUGAACAGAAAGUAUUGGAAAAUAUCCCACCAUUUUGCACUCCUGUAGCUCAGGCAUCUUGUAAUGUAUCACCUCCAGUCAAUGAUGAUCUGCAAUCUUGUGUUGAGCCAGCAGCUGCUGACAAAAUGCCUCCUCUAAAGUCAAGUCAGAAGAAUGCACAAGAUUUUAAGAACAACAUUUCUGAUAUAGGUCAAAACAAAGGAAAACUGCCUGAUAAAGAAGAAGAAUUUCCUAAGCCAACCAAAAAUGAUCAUACAAACAAAACAAAACAAGAACAACCAAGGUCAGUGGGAAGCCAAGGCAAGCCAUUUGACAGUCAGGCAGAAAGUGACUAUUUGCCCCAGAAGUUGCAAAACCAUCCAAUGCUGAUCCAACAAAAUAACAAGCAUAACUCCAGUCCAAAUAUAUCAAAACAGAGUACAAAUCAGGCAAACCAAGCCCCCAUACCAAUUAACAGUCAGAAAGAGAAAAUUAAAAAUAUAAAAGGAAAUGAUGUUUCUGAUGAUUUUGAAAAGUAUCGCUUCCCUUUGCCUAGUGAUUUAGUGAAAUCCAGCUGUGCUACACCAGUAGAAGAUAUUGGCAAAGCCAAACCAUGCUCAGCGAAUGAAAUGCCAAAUUCUGAAAACAAUAAGGAGAAAGAAAAGAGUAGCCAGAGUAACUUGAAUACCCCUCAAAUGCUGUUAGAAGAAAUCAUCAACAAUGAAACACACAAACUUGAGGAUAAUAUGUGGCCUACUUAUAAAAAAUGUCUUUCACCCUCAUUAGACCAUUCAGGAAAGCCUGCAAGCAACACUGCAGAAGUCAACGGACGUUGGCGUGGUGUUGGAAACCUCCAAACACCACCAUCAGCUGAACUGACAAAGAAGGAAAGCUGCAUUAGAGAAGAUAAGGUUGCUAGUCCUAAUUCUGAGAAACACUGCUUGCCUUCUCCAAAUGAGUUGCUAAAGCCCAAGGGUACACCUGGAAGAGACAACAAAACACGUCACAAUUUAUCAUUAUGCAAUGAUUUAAUCAAGAAUGAAAAUACUGCAGAAGAGAAGAAUACCAUUCAGACUGAUAAACACCAACCAUCUGCAACGAAGUUUAGAAAGCCAGAAAACAAUAUUGCAGGAGUGGCUAGUCCCUUAAGCAACAUGAAGAAAUCCCAGAUGCCCUCAGUAAAUGAAACUGAGAAGAAAGAAAAAAAGGAAGUGAUUCCAGAAGGAAAGCCUGAGAAAAAGAGCUUCCAUCCACAGAACGAAAUGGUGAUGGAAGAAUGCCACAGUGCUGCAGGGAAAAGAGAAGCUCAGAAAGCAGCACAAUAUAGAAGUCCAUCAUCUGCGGAGAGAAGGGAGCAGGAGGACAAGAAAGCAGGAGAAAAAAAUUCUAUAGAGGGAGGUAAAAAGAUGGUUCAGAGCAAGUUGCCCCAGAAAUCAAUAAAAAGUAACCCGAAGAAAGAUGGUUGUGGUGAUACAACAGAAAUGAGCAUCUGUCCGACACAGCAGCGAGCCCCAUCAAAGCGUAACACUAAGAAUUCAGGUGUGUUACUUUCCUCAGAUGACUCAAAACCCCAAAUUCCAUCGAGGAAUCCAAUGAAAUGUGAAGGAACUAUAGCUGGAGAUGAAAACACCGAGAAAGACCAACUACCCUCACUCAAGGAACCAGUAAAACAAUAUAAAAAGGCUGAGAGAAGUAAUGCCCAGGAUAACUUUAAGAAGGACAAAAUGCCAUCAUGUGGUGAUAAAGUGAAGCCUGAAAGUAAAACAGAGAAGAAGCAAGAGAAUAACAGCAAUUCUGGAAAGAUCCAGUUAACUUCAAAAAGUGGACUUCCAAAGAUUAAAAAGAGUACUGCAAGAGAACAGAGCACUUCCUUUGACCUUAAGAAAGAUCAAAUACCUUCAUUAAAUGAACUGAAGAAUGAGCAAACAAAUCCUGCAGUAGGCAAGUCAUGGAAAGGAACCUUAAAUGACUCUAGAAGGCCAGCAGUUAUUCCUAAGGAUGAGAACCCUGCUCCAUGGAAUUCUAAGAACUCCCAGCUACCCUUAUCAGAUGUGACAUUGGACAGACCUCAGAAUAAUCUCCCAUCAGAGAGAGAGCAGCAGCAGCAAAAACAAAUAUCAAAGGAUUACACCAAGCCUAAAUCUAGUAUAAGAGAAGAAAGGCAUACACAUCAACAUUCUGAGAAGUAUCAUUUGCCCUCCCCAGAUGAAGUGGAAAUGCCUGAAAAGAAAGUUGCUGGAAAGAAGGGUUCCUUGAAUACCUUUGACAAAUGCAAAGUUCCACCUGCAAGUCAGGAUAGAACAUUACAGAAGAAGAAAACAGAGUAUGAUACUGAUACACGCCCCAAGUUAUGCUUAUCAGACAAGGCAUUUCCUGCAGAACAGAGGGGAAAACAGCAUAAUUCUGGCAAGUACCAAAUACUAUCAUUAAAUAGGUUAUCAGGCCCUGAGAGAGGAGAGGCUCAAACAUAUGAGGCUAGUGAAAUAAAUGAAAGCAAAGCUAGAUUGGUAGGCUUGGAAAAAUACAUAGCAGAGAGCUACAGUGAACAGCCAAAUGUUUCAUUUUUUAAGCCAAUUGUUAUUCGAGCAAUUGAUACAAUUAAGCUUGAUAACUAGAACCACUUGGACAACUGAAAAUGAGACCUGAAUUUAUAAUCUUUCAGCCAUUGUUUCAUUGCAGGGCAUUAAAUGAUGGUAUGUAAAUCAGACUGGAAUUGUUGUCUACUGAUCGGUUUUGGAUUUCACCUGCCAUUAAAAUUAGUGUCUUCUGAAAUCUCAAGUAUAAUGCAUGUUAUCAGAGAGUAACAAGUCUAUGAUUCAAGUAUGAGACGUCUUAGAUCUAACAGUCAAGGCCUGUGCCAGGGGUCGGUGCCCUUGGGCAGUUGUCGAGGGCCCACUGCUGAUCACUGAGACCACCUCUGUGCCCAUAGCCUUCAUGUGGUAGAGGCAGAGUGACUUUCUCAGGGUGACCCAAGUUAGGCAGUUUGCCGAAGGCCCCCUGGAACCAAGCCAGCUCUGUUAAUAACUAUGGGAACAAUCCGAAGGCCUGAUCUAGACCAGUGUCCUCUGUAACAGGGAUUCCCAGAUGUUGUUGACUACAACUCCCAUAAUCCCUAGCCAAAGGCCAUUGCAGCUGAGGAUUAUGGGAGCUGUAGUCAACAACAUCUGGGAAUCCCUGUUACAGGGGACACUGGUCUAGACAUGCUGUGGAGUGAAGUGGAAUAAUGCUGGGGUGGGAGAAUGGACUGUACCAUCUCAGACUGGAGGGAAGGGUGACAUUUUUGAAUGAUUCCCUCUGUUAAGAACUCUUGGCAAACAGAAAGCCAGCACAGCAGGGAAGGGGCUAGUCUGGAUCUUUUCCCUAAUGUGCGAGCUUUCUCUUAUCAGGAAGCUGUUUGCUGGUGUUUUUUUAACAUGGGGGAGCUUCCAAAAAUGGUAUCAUUCACCAAUAGUGAGAAGUCAUAGAGCUUGUUCUACCACUACAACAUUCUGCUGCACGCCCAGAUAUAGUCAAAAGGAAGCACUUUUAAAUAUAUGGGAAGUUAAUCACACUCUUAAGACUGUUACAUUAGAAUGAACCGCAUAGUAAUGAACACUAGUUCAGAUGGCUUUAAAACAAGGAUUAGACCAAUGAGUAGAGUUUAGGACUAUCAACAGAUAUUAGUCAUUAUGGCUAAAUGGAACUUCCAUGAGCAGAGUUAGUCUGCCUAUAAGUACUAGGGAGUUGCAUGGAACAGAUUUGCAUUUUGUCUGAGCUCGGAAUGGAACGCAAAUUCCCAGAAAGUUCUGUCAGAACAACUAAAAUUUCAGCUGCAUUGUGCCUGAAAUGUCCAUCCCUGACAAAAACUGUUGUUGCUAAAUGCUGAAGUUAGUGCAUAAUUUAAGUGACUCUUCUGAGUGUGAACUUUCUCUUUAUUUACUCAUCUUAAUCAAAUAGUAUUACUUGUCUUCCAGAAAGGGCUUUUUAGAAGGUCACAGUUACACCGCUACUUGAAUCCUGCCUGUAUAUGCAUUGUCUACAUAUGUGCACAGUAUCCUUGAGUGGUUUUCAAAAGCAAGAAGUGAACAUAAUGAUGCUACAGAUUGUGGAGAAAGUAAAGCAAACUGUAGAAGCUGGAAAAGACUGUAACCUAUGGGACAAUAGUGGCUCACAUAUCGCACAAGUGACUGUGCACAUUGUAACACACAGUACACACAGUUGUGCAUGUGUGCUCUCGUGCACAUGCAGUUGCACAACGGUAUGGCCACUGGAAAUAAUGGCUGUGUACAGUUGCAUCAUUGGAGUUGUGCAAUUUUUGCCUGUGCACAAGAGCACACUUGCGCAGCUGCAUGCGCAUUGCGUUACAACGUGCACAUAAGCUUGCAUUGUAUGUGAGCCAGUGAAUACAGCUACAAAAUAUAAAACAAAUCUUUUCAUAUUGUCACAAAGGGCUCUGAUAAUAUAACUGGGUAUUUUACUUUAGAAAUGUUUGGUAGUGCAAAUAAUAUGAAUCUUAUUGUACAGAAAUGAUAUUGUAAAAUCCUGAAUGAGCAUUUGUUAUAAAAUAUAUUUUAUCACAGAUGUGUAAAUAUUGGGGAAAUAUUGAUAAAAUCUCCUUCAAAGGUAACUUGGUGCUUGCCACAUGUUCAGUCCUUUCAUAUUCCUGUACAGAUUUGUUAUUUCCAUUCUAGAACAUUAGCUCAUGCUGAUGAUUUUAGUCAUAAUGAUUCAGUUUGUGGUAUGCGCAAUCGUAUCAAAUCCCGACAUAGUCUGGAAUUUGCAGAAUGAGAACUGCAGAAACUGAAAUACUCAUUGCAGAUUUGGAACUAAAUCAGCAGAAUCCAGAAUUUCUGGAGUAUCGGCAGAAUCCAGUUUGGGGAUAAAGAUUUCUACAGGAGCAGCUCUUGUGUCUUUUCCUCCAGUUUCUUUGGUUAACAAGAAGCGUUUGCCACAAGCACUUCAGCAAUGUGAACACAUCAGAAGGAUGUAAAUCUUUGGCAGGAUCCAGGGCUUGCUUUAAGGUCAGGACCAUAGCAAUGGAGUUCUGUACUAUAACAUUAAACUUGAUACAAAUAAGCAGCCAGAGUCUUUGAACCGUGCUAAAGAAAGGUGACUUUCAGAAUGCAAACCACAUGAGUGACUCUUUCUGAAGUUCUUAAGAAAUGCAUUUUGUCAGACUAGGGAGAAGGGUUAUAGAACUGAUGUUUACCAUGCCUACCUUUGGGGGGGGAAAGGCCAGCCAUUUAUAUGCCCAUACUCCCUACCCCUUAUGAUGGAAACACAUCUUGCCUUUUUUGCUCUGUAAGGUAUUCUACAAAUGAAAAACCUCAGCCACCACCAACACCCCACUGUAUUUGUUCUUAUUUGGAGGUCACGGAAGCUACAAAGAGCAACAGGGGAGAGGCCAUAGCUCAGUGAUAAAGCACUUUUUUAAAAAAAAUGCAGAAGGUCCCAGAUUCAACUCCUGACAUUUGCAGUUAAAAGGAUCAAGUAGGAGGUGAUGGGUAAGUCCUCUAGAUCUCGGGAAGCUGUUGCUGAUAGAAGCAAUUUGGGGCUAGAUUGACCAGUGGUUUGACUCAUUAUAAAGCAGACAUGUUCAACAGAACCCAACAGUGGCUGGCUUCGGCUGGACCCAUGACUGACAUCAUGACUAGUAAUGCACAGGAGUAAAGAGGGAUUAUGAGGACACAGCUGGAGCUGGCGUGCAAAUUCCCAGUCCCUCUACACGCACACUGUCCGGCAAGCAGCAGAAACAUCUCUGCUCUGCCUGUGCCCUGGAAGAGAGGAAACAUGUCACUGACCCUCAGCAACGUAUUUGCUCUCUUCCAGAGUGUGCGCAGAAUGGGCAUGUUUCUGCUUGCAGAACAGAGUGCGUGUAGAGAGAGUGGGGGAGUUGCAUGCAAACUCCAGUUGUGUUGCUGCAGUUCUUCUUUACACAUGCCCUUCAGUAGUCAGGCACUGUCUAUAUUUUCUCACAAAGGAAUGAGUUGAACUAAAAGAUCAAUGUGGCUAUUAGAUGUGUUAGGAACACAGGAAGCUGCCAUAUACUGAAUCAGACCAUAGGUCCAUCUAGCUCAGUAUUGCCUAUACAGACUGGCAGCAGCUUCUUCAAGGGUGGAGGCAGGAAUCUCUAACAGUCCUAUCUUGGAGAAGUCAGGGAGGGCACUUGGAACCUAGAUGCCCUUCCCAGAGUGGCUCCUUUCCUUAAGGGGAAUAUCUUACAGUACUCACACAUGUAGUCUCCCAUUCAUAUGCAACCAGGCCGGACCCUGCUUAGCUAAGGGGACAAGUCAUGCUUGCCACCACAAGACCAGCUCGCCUCUCCUAAAGAGUUUUUGAAGAGUAAGAAAACUUGCAUGUUUCCAUUUUUGUAAUGCCUGCUUUGUCAAGUGUAGGGAAAGUCCAGUCAGAGGCAUGUUUAGACAUGGGCCACCGGGCAGGGGUCUGUGGCCUCCUGCCUCCUGGGGGCCCCCAAAUGCUCAAGGGGGGGGCUUCUCAAAGCCCCAAUGCCCCACCACGGCUGCCUGGCCCCUGCUGCGUGCCGCCACAAUUUCCUCCACCACCAGGGGAAGCAGAGCAGACCACCCUGUUGGCGGGUGCAGGCGGGCCUCCUUGGCCUGCACGUGUGUGCCGUUGGAGUAUGGAGUGUCAAAUCCUGUGACAUGCAACACGGGGAGGAAUAAAAAAGUAAGGGGGGGACUCGCAGCGGGGCGGGGGGCUCUGAAGUCCUUUAGCCUCAGGUCUGGGUGCCAAAAAUACCUAGGUAUACCUCUGGCUCCAGUGUAUCUUUUUGCCACAUUUACUUUAUUGCAUAAUCCUAACCACGUUUACUGAGAAAUAUAUUGCACUGAUAUCUAUGGAACUUCCAGAUAAGUCAGUCUGAGGCUGCAAUGCUCAGCAUGCUAGGAAACAAGGCUCAUCAAACUCAGUGGGACUUGGAUCCCAGUACACAAGUUUUGCACUAGGGUGUUAGGUAGAGCUCUCAUCAGCAGUCUGACACAUUUACUACUACGACCACCACUACCACUGCUGCUGCUGCUGCUGCUACUACUACUACUACUACUUCUUAAUUGUUAUUCACCAUUACUAGUGUGUUAAGGCAGCCACUUUCAUCCAUUGCUUCUCAGGUAAAGGUUAGGGACAUAGGAAGCUGCCAUACACAGUCAGACUAUGGUCCAUCAAGCUCAGUAUUGUCUACGCUGACUGGCAGUGGCUUCUCCAAAAUUGCAGGCAGGAGUCUCUCUCAGCCCUACCUUGAAGAUGCCAGGGAGGGGACUUGGAAAUUGAGAUGGUAAUCCCAGAGCAGUCUCAUCCCCUAAACAGAAUCUCUUACCGUGCUUGCACAUGUAGUCUCCCAUUCAAAUGCAACCCAGGGUGGACCCUGCUUAGCAAAGGAGACAAUUCAUGCUUGCUUCCACAAGACCAGCUCUCCUCCCUGAACUAUGCCAGCUUGAAUCUAAAUAUAUCAAAGGCACUUCUGCUCAUGCACAGAGGAUCUCAAAUUUAGGCCCUCCCUUCUCGCUUGCUGCUGCAGCCCUCUGUGCCACAUGACAUGUUACUCAGGUCCCAACCCUCAAGAGCCUUUCAGAGGCACAGAGAACUGCAGUGGUAAGCACGGGGCUGGAAAGUCUCAUUCCAUGAACAGCACCUGCUUAUUGAAGUUAGGAUCCAAGUCCCUGUUUAAAGGCACCGUGUUCUGUUACGAGUAUGAUGCUGUCGGAAGUGAUCAUAUUAGAAUUGCCUUAGACAUCUCUAUGUUGGCAGUUCGUAACAAUGUUUAUAGCUCUUUCUUAUGUAGAUACCUAUACACAUAUGAGUCAUGUUUGAACAUGACUGCCCCUCAUUAUCAGGCAUUAUCAGGCAGAAAGGUUUUCAGCAGGCUCUACAUGAUGGGGGUAGGGGAGAAGCUUUAUUGUUUGAAGUCCCACUGUGAGCAGGAGGCGGAUUGAACACCCAGUGGAGCUUACUGGGGAUGUGCAUGAAACAGAUUUUGCUCCCCCCGCUGCCCCGAGCUCAAAACAAAAUGCAGAUGGCUGGAACGUUUGUCGAAGCAGCAGUUGACCCAGUUGGGCCUGUGUCUUGCUUUGGUGUGGUGGAAAGGCAGGCAGCUUGGCUCUGUUGGGUUCUGUGGGCCUUGGUUUGGACGUGCAAAUAAUGCCUUGACUUAGACUUGUAGCAAAUAAAACUGUGUUUUCUGCAUAUAUAUUUAUUUAA